AUGGCAAUGGCGCCAUCACGCAGGAAUCAACGACACCGCCAAUCCUCUCUCUCUCUCUCCAUCGCCCCCAAUUCCGCCGUGCCCGAGCAACUUCCGCCCGUAUCCGCCCUGUUUCUUAUCGAUUUCGACGUCAAAGCCGGCUACACCAUUACCUGGAAGCGCUCCGUGCCUCAUGUCGAACUAGACGGCCAGGUCGAGUACAAGUCGCUGCCGUCGGGCUUGCACACCGUUCGCCAUGACUUGAUUUACUUUGUCGACGGCGCCCACGCCGGCCUCAGUGCCUUUGUAAAUGAGCCAUGUGAGGAGGAGGAAGCUAGGAAUGCCAGGAUGAUUGCCGUAGGGGUCCUCGUACCAUUGAGCUAUGGGCGACUGGGGAGAGCUUGGAGGCAUGCCGAGAAUUUGAAGGAGUUGGCGGCCAUCUUGGCCAAAGAUCGCAGUCAGACUGGUGUUUUGGAAAAGUAUUGGAAUUCUCACAAGGCCAGCGAGAACGAGGGACAGCCAAACGACUUGGGGCCAGCCAACCUGCCCGAUUCACCAACUCAAGAGCGAAGAACACACAAGCGCAAGGGUUCGGCAUCGGACGGGACCUCCUUGCCGCCUGCUGAGCACAGGCUGAGCCCAUUUCACCCUGCCUGGAGCUUGGUCAGUCUUUUGGACAAGUUUGGUCCUCUUAUAUUCCCUAUCCAUAGAGCAGCACUGCUACGCAAGCGGAUUCUCAUCUCUUGUCACGCUCCUGUUCAUGAAAUUUGUGACUUUGUAUACGACAUUUCAAUUCUUUCUAAUAUACCCUUCUCCGUUGCCGAUAGACUCCCACCCUCAUCACCCACGCCACGCCUACGGCCCCUAUUCACCAUUGGCGUGCACGACAUUCCCUUUCUCAUGGAAGACUUUGAGGCUUCCAAGCGCCGCCAAGACGGCACCGCAGACUCCGGAGGAGAGGCAGGUUCCGGCUGGAUCGCUUGUACCACAGACAGCAUUCUAGCCAUGAAAGACACCCUCUGGGACAUGCUCAUCACCAUGCCCCCGGAGCACUCCACCAACGCCGUGGACAAAGUCUGGCCAACAGUAGAGUACCCCCGUGGCACACCUGUCAAAGCUACCCAACGCGACCUGCGGCGCUUCAACGCCCUUCGCAGCGGCCUCAUCCGCCUCGCCUCCUCCCCUCAACAGCAAGAGCCAGACUCCCCACCCUUUAACUCCUCUGCCGUUCGCCUCUCCACCAGCCACUCCCACCGGCUCGUCAAGGACGAGGAGGACCCUCACAUUGACGAGCUCAUCGAGCCUCUAUCGUGGGCUGCACUAGCCUACAACGGCUACAUGUGGUGGGCAUCCGCCGGCGAGCAGCUACGCUCCGAAGAACAUGAAGAGUCCUCCCGGGACGCGGCUCUCCUUGCGGACCUCGCGCCCGCACCCGCGUCCUCCCCCCGCCCCCUGUCCGAAUCACUCGCCUCCCUCACCAGCCGCCGCGCAUCCAACCCCGACGAAGCACGCACCGAACUCGCCAUCAUCGCCUACUUCCACCGUCUUACUACCCAAAUGCUCUCCAUAAUAGUCGACCUCGUCGAGUCCGCCGACGAGGCGUAUCCCUCUCCGUACAGAGACGAACAAGGCAGCGAGUUAGACGACCAGGAAGGCGACGAGGCUGAGGUUUUGUUGAAUAGCGGCGGUCUAGGUCUAGAUGCAAAUGUCAUCACUGUAGAUAGCCACUGUAUUGAGAACAUGGGUCUAGACGUGUGGAGUGCGUCCGACGCAGCGUUUGUACAAGAUUUGGUCGACGCGUAUUUCGGCAGGGCCUCGAGAAUCGAAGGGAAGGGCGUCGAGGUCUGCGGCGUGAGGGUUUGUUGA
This is a messenger RNA of Metarhizium brunneum ARSEF 3297, 1845 nucleotides long. RefSeq lists its product as uncharacterized. NCBI's taxonomy places the organism in Eukaryota, Fungi, Ascomycota, Sordariomycetes, Hypocreales, Clavicipitaceae. Gene Ontology annotation, cellular component: lipid droplet. The record is from RefSeq and is a predicted model, not a curated record.